Messenger RNA from Brienomyrus brachyistius, 3934 nucleotides. RefSeq names its product transmembrane protein 62 (gene tmem62). The coding region runs from base 95 to 2101 and encodes 668 amino acids. Gene Ontology annotation, molecular function: hydrolase activity. The record is from RefSeq and is a predicted model, not a curated record. The transcript has 14 exons. NCBI's taxonomy places the organism in Eukaryota, Metazoa, Chordata, Actinopteri, Osteoglossiformes, Mormyridae.
GGCGGAAGCCGGAAGCUGCGGCUGCUGACGCUGUUUUCUGUUUGGGCAGCAGGACAAGAGCAAAUGCAAACCAUGGUUGAUUUUGCUUAAUCGAAUGGCGCCUGUAACUGGCAGUGGCGCUUCAUGGUCUCGUCCUUUCUUCUCCUCUCGUUUCUUGGGCAAGAUGCUGCGGCUUUUUGGCGCUUUUGUUAUGGCGGGGCUGGUGUUCGCCUAUCUGACUUCCUGGGUUUUGGAAAGCUAUAACACUGCAUGGCAUCCCAAAAGGAGCGUCGGGAAAUCAAACUCUAGUGCCGGGGAAGGAGGUUGGAACAACGCCCCACCGUAUCCCGGCGGGCAGCUGGAUAAUAUAUUUUGGUUUGUGCAAGUCUCGGACAUUCACAUCAGUCGCUUCCGCGACCCAAGGCGUGUUCCAGAUUUCAAAAAGUUCUGCACGGAUACAAUUGGUGUCAUAAAACCAGCCCUGGUUCUGGUUACAGGAGACCUGACAGAUGCUAAAACAGAGAGCAAGAUGGGCUCCUUACAGCAUGAAGUGGAGUGGCAGGCCUAUCAUAAUGUCCUUAAGGGUUCACGUGUGCUGGAACACACGAAGUGGAUUGACAUCCGUGGGAAUCAUGACUCAUUCAAUAUAAUUUCCCUGGACAGUGUAAACAAUUACUACAGGAAGUACUCUGCCACUCGACAGGCAGGUUCCUUCCACUAUGUCCAUAGGACACCCUUUGGAAAUUAUUCAUACAUCUGUGCAGAUGCAACGCUCACGCCAGGCCCUAAACGCCCUUACAACUUCUUCGGCAUUCUUGAUCAGACUCAGAUGGAUAUACUGACAAUGCUCAAAUUAGAGAGCCAGGACAGUAACCAGACCGUCUGGUUUGGACACUACACCACAUCCACCAUAAUCUCAUCCUCUCCCGGAAUCCGAGAGCUAAUGAGUUCAGCAGUGGCCUACUUAUGUGGACAUCUGCACACACUGGGAGGUCUGAUGCCUGUUCUCCAUAGCCGACACCAUCAGGGCACCCUGGAAUUGGAGCUGGGAGACUGGAUGGAUAACCGCAGGUACAGAGUGCUUGCGUUUGACCACGACCUGCUGAGUUUCUCUGACCUGACCUUUGAGCAGUGGCCUGUUGCAGUCAUCACCAACCCCAAGGAGGCCCUCUACCGACAUCCCGUUGUGGAGCCAUUGGGCCGCAUACGUCAUUCCACGCAUAUCAGAGUUCUAGCAUUUUCUGAGGCUCAGAUCACGGCAGUACAUAUCAGUGUGGAUGGACAUGCUCUGGGGGAGGGUUACUCAGUUGGGGGCCCCCUGUAUGUCCUACCCUGGGACCCUUCUUUGUAUAGUACUGGACUGCAUUCCAUCAUGGUCAAAAUUGAGGACUCAGCUGGCCGGUUUGUGGCGUAUGAGCAGCAGUUCACGCUAGAAGACAGCUUCUCUCUAAGCUUUGGCUUCCUACAAUCCUUUAUCCUGCUGACUGACCACUACAUAUUGGCCCGAGUCACCUUCGUGUUGACGGUCUUGCUGAAUAUUGGUGUACUGCUGGCUUUCAGGUUCCUGCAGCCUCCAACCACGAGAGUUUCAUCAGGGAUCAUCUCUCAGACAUGCCUCUCCAUACACCUUAUAAGUAAAACAAACAUCUUCUAUUAUUCCCUGCUGCUUUUCAAUUUGUACACCGCUUUAGGUCCCUGGUUUGUUGGGGAGGUGAUUGAUGGACGUAGCGGUGCCUGCUUCGCCUUUGGGGUGUUUGUCAAUGGCUACUUCCUGAAGGGCAGUUUAACAUACGUUGUUGGAAUUCUGCAGGUCGUUUUCUUCAACAUGCCUCUGACUUGCUACCUCUGCUGGAGCCUCUACUUGCGUUCCCGUGGCAACUGCUUCCGUUCACACUUCAGGCGAGCAGAUCACAUUAGAACUGUGCCCGUACAUUUGGUGAUGUUGGGGUUGCUCAUAUGGCAAGCCUACUCGUGCUACUUCCUGCUGGAGACCUAUGGACUUCUGGCCUUCUUCCUAUCGCCCGUCAGAUGCUGGGCCCUCGGGCUGGGUUUGCUGCUGAUAUACCACGCCUGGAGAGGGCCUAGCCCUCGUGUCUCUGCAAUGGCAGUAAGGCCGUCAUAGCAUCACGAUUCCGAAAUCUGACACUCAAGGUUGUGUUCCUUUUUUUUCUAGAAUGAAAUUUAUUUUGCUUUAUUUUAAUUAAUGGUUUAUUUGGGGUAAGAUCUUUUAUUUUUAACCACUGCUUAAAAGGUCUUUAUAUCUAAUGAAAGACCAGAAAUAUUAAGUCACAUAAUGGAGGUACCGAAUCCCCAACAGACAUGGUUAAUACUCAUUACAAAUCACCAGUAUGCAUGAGAAAUGUUUCACCUCCCACAUGUACAUACUCUCUCGAGUAUGUCAUGCAGCACAGUAUUCUUUGAGAUUUGGAGUCCGCAGUCCUUUUUCAUGUUUUCCACAGAUUUCCAGUACUGCAAAUCUUUCAAGUUCUGCAAGUAUAUUUAGCGGGUCUAGUGUACUUCAGGUAUCCGAAUGAUCAGAUUGGUUUCUACAAGAAAUCAUUUUAACCCUUAAACCUGGUACUUUAUAAAGUUGUAGCAAUGUGGCUCACAUAAGGUACUGUGGGGUGCUGUGUUUGCACAUGUGUGUAACUAGAUGGGUUUUUUUAGCAUGUGUUUUGGCUUCCAAGUGUGUGGAUGCUUAUCCUCCCAAUCAUAAAACACCUAGAACACUAUUGGAAUAUGUCUGCCUGCAACUGAACAAUCGGUAGAUGAAGCAUAUUUUACUCGUUCUGAGUAGGGAGUCAGGAAGGGUUGAGGGUAGAGCACCUGUUUGAUGGUAGAGUACGUGUUUGUACUGUGCUGUAAGUCUCCUAACAUAUAGCUGCAACACCAUGAUUUCCAACUUGUCAAAGCUCACUAUUUAAGGAAAACAGUACAAGGCACCUGUUUACACUCUGUCAAAGGUAUUAACUAAUGUCGUUGCUUUGUAAAUUAGGAAAAUAGGAUUUCUGAUGUUAAAUGUGUAAGGAAAGGAUAGAAAAAUUUUCAAAAAAUACGUUGUGUGAAGAUUUAAAGGUGGACUGAAGGUUUCUCAAACAAAAUAGGAUUUCAUACUAGACACUGUAAAGAAUGGAACAGGUUUUCACUUAAUAGUCAUUACUGUAAAUACUGGUGUUUGUGUGUUUGAAAUCCCAUUGUUUAUCAUAGUUGUGCUACUGCCAUUUGACAUUCCAUCAUAUGUACUUGUGGAAAUAUGUGUUGAUUUCUAAAGAUGAAUCUUGGUAUUUAAUAUUGCAAGAUGUUUGUUGGGCUGUUUACGUCCUGCCAAUGAACACAUUGUUUCUCAGGAAUGUGCCAUGAUUUGAGAAUGUAUUUUAACUUAUUUUACAGUCCCUUUAGAUACUCUGAAUUGACAAUUGUUGACAUAGUUGACAAAAAUAUACAUUAGUUACAAUUACUCAAUCAUGUUUAGCAGAAUGUUAAGCUAUAAGUGCAAUCUUGAAAAAGUAAACACUUCUGAUCGUUAUGGUCUGUGUUGAUGGAUACUUCCAUUGGUUUUUGUUGUCCACAUUAUAUAUUGUUUAAAGAAGGAUGUUUAUAAGCACUAGCUAGUUCCUAUUACUAGCGGAGUAAAAACACAAAGGACAAACUGUAAAUGACUAUGAGGGAGGGGCUAUAAAGUGACUGGUUGACUGCAGCAGCUCAAAGGUCAGUGCUUUGCUCGUGUUUGUCCCCUUGUGGUUGGCUGCAGUUAAGCCUCAUGGUGAUUGACCCACAAACAGAAUACAAGCAAUGGAUUUGUAUCAUUUCUACGGAUUUUAAAGGUGGUCAAUAGGAAUUUUGUUUACAUUAUGCCAUUGGAAUCACGUUUGAUAUUUUUAAACUGGAUGACAUUGUUCUACUAUAUGUGAAAUUAGGGAAAUAUGUAUUAAAAUGGAAUUUAUAGUGCUGUGAA